Didymodactylos carnosus is the source of this 345-nucleotide messenger RNA. NCBI's taxonomy places the organism in Eukaryota, Metazoa, Rotifera, Eurotatoria, Philodinida, Philodinidae. The record is from the annotation of a GenBank genome assembly.
AUGAUAAAGAGCUCGCACAUUGGACGAGAAUUUGAACAACACGCAGCUCGAAUAAUUGAUAUGUGUUUCAAUGAAGAUGAAGGACUGGCUUUACAAAUAUUAACCACAAAAUCAAAACUAUACUUUGGUUACAGUCUAAUUGCAUUAGCCGAAGAAAAUCACAACCAAGCAUUUAUGGCAACGAAAACUGUGCAGAAAUUUUUAGAUCGUGCUUGGUUUAGUCAUGUGAAUACUUAUGGACAUGGUGAUUUUUAUAUAGCUAUCAAAUAUUUAAUACCAAAAGAUGAAAUUGAUCAGCCAAAAUUAACAUAUCCGGAAAACUUACGUUGGUGGAAACGACAAUAG